AUGAUGGUGGAAUUGGGGUUCCCCUAUAAAUUCAUUCAAUGGGUAAUAGAGUGCAUCACUUCUGUCUCUUAUUCCUUGGUCUUAAAUGGUGGAUUAACAGAGCAUUUCCAAGGGAAAAGAGGAAUUAGACAGGGUGCAAGAAUCUGGGAAUACUACACAUAUAUUUUGCUGAUGUUUUGCAAAGCUGAAAUACAAUCUAUAAAGCUGCUACAAAAGGCUUUCCUAAAGUUUUCAGCUGCUUCAAGGCUACAAGCAAACAUUGACAAGAGCUCAAUUUAUAUGACUGGGGUAAAGGAGCCAUUUAAGCAACAACUUCUCCAGACACUUAGCUUCUGUGAAGGAUCCCUUCCUUUCAAAUACCUGGGUGUUCCUUUGUCCUCUAAGAAGCUCACAAUUGCCCAGUGUCUACCUUUCGUUGGGAAAAUUACAGAAAAGAUGAAGUGCUGGUAUGCAAGGCUGCUUUCUUAUGCAAGCAGAUUGCAGCUGAUUAAGUCUGUUAUUUUUGGGGUUCAAAUCUAUUGGGCUCAGAUUUUCAUACUACCUAAGAGAAUAAUGAAAAUGAUUGAUAGUAUAUGCAGGCCCUUCCUAUGGACAGGGUCAACUGAAAUUUCUAAAAAGGCAUUGGUCUCUUGGGCUAAGAUUUGUCUUCCAAAAGCUGCAGGGGGUCACAAUGUCCUGGACCUGUGCCUAUGGAACAAAGCUGCAAUCCUAAAACAUCUCUGGGCUUUGGCUGAGAAAAAGGACUGUCUUUGGAUUAGGACAAUUGGAACUUGGCAAGAGGAGAUACAAUUGAUCACAAAUUGGGGAAAGAAGAACACUGGAACAUGGGCUAUCAUUAGCAGUACAUUUGCUAUGGUAGUAACUCUUGUAUGGAGGGAAAGAAACAGUGUUAGAUUUCAGAAGGGAUCAGUGGUUAAAUUGUUAUUUGUAAUAGGAGAGGCUAGCAGAUACUGUCUUACUAGCAGUGGAAAAUAUUCUAUGUCUCUGAGCUAUCUUGCAAUGCUGGGGGACAGACCAAAAAUUGAAGAAGCUGAAUAG
Molecule: messenger RNA, 1038 nt
Organism: Lycium barbarum (goji berry)
Lineage: Eukaryota; Viridiplantae; Streptophyta; Magnoliopsida; Solanales; Solanaceae
Exons: 5
Coding region: 1-1038 (345 amino acids)
Source: RefSeq, a predicted model, not a curated record